UCAGAUCAAUGUAAGAGCAUCAGGCUCUAAAAACUCUGACAAAGAGUGGCUGAAUUCACCCAGUCACACUGAAGAUAGCAAUAUUUCAAAAAAGAUCAUGUGGGACUUUGUCAAUAAGAUAGCUAAAAGAAACAUUUCUAAGAAAAGAAAACAUUCCCAUUCUAGAUCUAAACACAAAGCAAAGAAGUCCAAAAAGAGAAAGUCUGGCUCAAGCUCCUUUUCUUCUAACAGUUCAUCGACUCUGACAGUCUGGAAAACAUGUACAACCCGACAGCUUCAGAUAAGUCUGAAUGGAGUUUAACAGACAAAAAGGUGAAAUAUGUGAAGAUGUUUUGGUUGAAGAAAACAUUACCCUAUGAAAACAUACGUGAAAAGAUUCUGAAACACACACCUGUACCUAAAAAGAAGGAGUUGAAGUUUAAGGAAAGAGAUGAGUUUGUGACACAUCUCUCUCAGAACCAUUUUGUACUAGAACAGGAGCAUAGGUUUAAAACUUUCCAAGACAAGAUGUUACAUGCCCUUGAGGGCUGUUAUGGUCCUUAA
Molecule: messenger RNA, 543 nt
Organism: Owenia fusiformis
Lineage: Eukaryota; Metazoa; Annelida; Polychaeta; Sabellida; Oweniidae
Source: the annotation of a GenBank genome assembly